AUGAGCACAUCCAGCAUGAGCACAUCCAGCAAGUGCAGGAAUCUCAGAAUCAUCAUUGUAGGCGCUGGAAUUGCCGGAGUCACUGCCGCUGCCUCCCUUCGCCAAGCAGGAUUCUCUGUUCAGUUACUCGAGAAGUCCGCAUUUGCAAAAGAGGUCGGUGCAGCAAUUAACAUCACCCCAAAUGGAGCACGCGCCUUACAGGCCCUGGGCUUCGACUUCCAGCGUGCACUCGCUUAUAGAGUUACUGGGUAUGAGUUUUUGCAUGGCGAAACCUUCGAAAAGCUGAACAUCGUCCAUGACACCCCUAGGGUUGAACCAGGGACAUGGGCAGUUCACCGCGCUGAUUUGCAUGCCGAAUUAAUGCGAUUGGCCUGUGAAAGUCAUGAUCAAACGCUGGAGGACGAAUGGGGCCCACCAGUGGAGCUGCGCCUUGCAUCGAGAGUUCGCAGUGUUGCUUCUGGACACGAUUGUAGCACAGUCACACUGGAAGAUGGAGCGACACUAAUUGCAGACCUCAUAAUUGGUGCAGACGGUGGCACCUCUGCCGUGCGGGAUUACGUUUUGAAAAACUGCGCCAAAGAUCUGAAGCAGACCCACUCGGGUAUGGCGGCUUUUCGAUAUCUGAUUGAAAUGGAAAAGUUGAAAGCAGACAAGGAUCUGGCAGGAUGGUUGGGGAGAACAGAGGGUGCAGUCACCUUGUUUGCUGACAUGGCCGAGACUACCACCGAGAAACACAUCAUAUCAUAUAGGUGUCACGGAAACGAACUUCAAAACUUUGUUGGAAUCCAUGCAUCCACAACCGACUUCAUUGAAGAGCAUGACGGUUUGAAAGACGUCAUGAUGCAAGAGUAUAGCCACUUUCACCCUAAAAUAAUGAACAUGAUCAGCAUGGCUUCGCAUCUUAAGCGCUGGCCUUUGUACAUCCACGAACCUAUAUCGACAUGGGUUCGUGAGGGAAUAGUUCUUAUUGGCGAUGCUGUACACCCGAUGUUGCCUUUCUCGGCACAAGGCGCAAAUCAAGCCAUCGAAGAUGGCAUCGCGCUUGGCCUUGUACUUGGUGACAAUGACGAGAAUGAUGUUAGAGUCUCACUACUCAAGUUUCAGGAGCUUCGAAAGAACAGAGUGGCCCGAGUUCAGAUCUUGUCAAGUGUUCGAGUCGGCCGAGAACUGGAGGUCCAAGAGAAACUAUCCAACUACCUAGACCCCGGCAUGGAAAGGCCACCAAUGACGAAUAAGGAGCGAUGCAUGCAUGACUGGAAUUAUGAUAUCGUCAGGGAGACUAAAAAGCUUUCGAGUUUUUAA
Exserohilum turcica Et28A is the source of this 1302-nucleotide messenger RNA. RefSeq lists its product as uncharacterized. NCBI's taxonomy places the organism in Eukaryota, Fungi, Ascomycota, Dothideomycetes, Pleosporales, Pleosporaceae. Gene Ontology annotation, molecular function: monooxygenase activity; FAD binding. Bases 1 to 1302 code for a protein of 433 amino acids. The record is from RefSeq and is a predicted model, not a curated record. The transcript has 6 exons.